AUGGCAGAAAUUCAAGAAAUUGAAGGCAGUAAUGUCUUUUCUCUGAUAUGGGAGGAGAAGGUAGUGGUGGCAGUCUCUAUUUUCAUCGCCAUGGCCCAGUUUCAGUAUGGAUAUGACUCUGCUGCCGUCUCUGGUUUCCAGAGCAUGCCGGGAUUUCUCACCAUCUUUGGCUAUGUUGAUCCAGAUACUGCCCUAGGCUAUAAUCUCAGCACUUCAGUGCAGACCCUGAUUCAGAGCCUCAUGCAGCUCGGCGGCCUUGUUGCAUGUCUUUUCAUCUUCAAAUAUGGAGGUCUGAUCAGUAACAGGCUAGGGCUCUGGAUUGGAUCCCUUGUAUCCUGUAUGGCCAUCAUCCUGCAGAUAAGUAGCAUCCAUAUCGGGGCCCUUUAUGCCGGACGUCUGCUUCUCGGCCUAUCGAACGGCUUUUAUCUGACCUACUCUGCCACCUACCUCGGCGAGAUUGCACCCACUCAUCUCCGUGGUUCAGCUGUAGGCCUGGUCACCUUCCAGACCUCAUUCGGUGCCUUGAUCGGAAUCCUUGUCGACAACUAUACUACACAAUAUUCUUCCAAAAUGUCAUACCAGAUUCCACUCGGAGUCAUGUUUGCCAUUCCAGUCGGACUUUCCGUCGGCCUCUUCUUUCUGCCAGACAGUCCACGGUACUAUGUGCGUCAUGGCGAGGAAGCAAGAGCAGCAGAUGCAAUCCGCAAGCUGAGAGGGAUCAGCGACGAAAGCAAAAUCAACGCCGAGCUCGCUAAGAUCAGAGAGGCGUGGCUGUUGGAAAGUACUUCAACCCAGUUUGUGCGUUUUGUUGACGCAUUCCGUGGACCAGACCUGAAAAGAACGAUUCUCAGUAUUUGCUGCAGCGUUGCUCAGACAGGCAGUGGGAUAAUCUUUUUCUCCAGCUACUCCGUGUACUUCUAUGCCCAAGCUGGCGUCACGAACGAGUUUGUAUGGGUGAUGAUGAGUCUCGCGAUUGCACUCACUGGAAACAUGAGCGCAUUCUUCGUCAUUAAGUAUAUUGAAAGACGAGUUUUGUUGGGAGUUUGCUCUGUCAUCAACGCCGCUCUGAUGUUCAUCAUUGCGGCCGUUUAUACCAAGUUCGGCGUCGGUUCGUACACUGCUGCCCAGCUUCUGGUGGCGAUGGGAACUCUUUUCACCUGGACAUAUGGUGUCGGUCAGGGCCCUGUUCUCUGGGCAUUGACGAUCGAGAUUCCGUCUCAGAGGCUGCGGUCGAAAACGGUUGGUCUUGCGGUAGGAGCUAAUUAUGUGUUCGGAUGGUUGGCGACGUACUGCACACCAUAUUUCAUCAAUCCUGGAUCAUUGAACUGGGGCCCAAAGUACUGUUAUAUUUGGGGCGCCAGUAAUCUCAUCCUGGCUGUAUGGACGUUCCUGGUUAUACCUGAUUUGAAGGGAAAGAGUUUGGAGGAAAUCAACAAUUCCUUGCCUGUGUUAGAUGAGAAAAAGUCAGACGAGACUGAAGUUUCUGUUGAACACUACCAGAAUGAAGAUUCUUGGUAG
Messenger RNA from Penicillium taxi, 1518 nucleotides. RefSeq lists its product as uncharacterized. The transcript has 2 exons. Gene Ontology annotation, cellular component: membrane. Gene Ontology annotation, biological process: transmembrane transport; carbohydrate transport. Bases 1 to 1518 code for a protein of 505 amino acids. Lineage: Eukaryota; Fungi; Ascomycota; Eurotiomycetes; Eurotiales; Aspergillaceae. The record is from RefSeq and is a predicted model, not a curated record. Gene Ontology annotation, molecular function: carbohydrate:proton symporter activity.